AGAAAUUCACCUUCCAAACAAAACACAGAUCUUUGUUAUUUAUAUAUCUAUCCUUCAUCAAAUCACAAUGGAAGAAUCAAACAUCAUGCAACAAAACAACGUUCCUGCUUCUCCAAAACCGACAACAACAUCUUACAUAGGUGUUCGAAAGAGAAAAUGGGGAAAAUUCGUGUCAGAAAUACGAGAGCCAGGUAAGAAAACCAGAAUAUGGUUAGGAAGCUAUGAAGAGCCACAAAUGGCAGCAGCAGCAUAUGAUGUAGCAGCUUUUCAUCUCAAAGGUCGAUCCGCGAGGCUCAAUUUUCCUGAGUUGGUUGAGAAGCUUCCAAUGCCAGCAAGUUCUAAGGGUGAGGAUAUUCGUGUAGCAGCUCAACAAGCAGCAUUGCAGUUCAAGAAGAGGCCAAUAUCAGAAGGGGGUGUCAAUAGCAAUAGCAAUAGCAAUGGCAAUGGGAAUGGAAAUGGAAGUGUUGAUGUUCCUGCAGUGAGGGUAGGGCUUUCACCUUCUCAAAUUCAAGCUAUCAAUGAGUGUCCUAUGGAUUCACCAAACAUGUGGAUGCAAAGGACAGAAGCAGCACUCAUGUUUGGAUCAUUGGAAUUUGAUGAAUCUAGGAAUUAUGAUGUUUUUGAGUUGAGUGAUUGGGAAGAAAUUCAGUAUGAGUCAUUGUGGGACUAGUUCAUUAUUUAUUCAAGAGGUAUAGUACUAGAUUUAUUUAAUUAUAAUAAUUAAUUCAUGUACCCUCUAUUUAGGGACCAAUAUAUUAAAGCAUCGUAUUGUAUAAGCAAGACUUAUUCAA
Molecule: messenger RNA, 791 nt
Organism: Vicia villosa (hairy vetch)
Lineage: Eukaryota; Viridiplantae; Streptophyta; Magnoliopsida; Fabales; Fabaceae
Product: ethylene-responsive transcription factor ERF022-like
Exons: 1
Coding region: 68-670 (200 amino acids)
Biological process (GO): regulation of DNA-templated transcription
Molecular function (GO): DNA-binding transcription factor activity; DNA binding
Source: RefSeq, a predicted model, not a curated record